AUGCCUCUCCAAGACAUCCCAGACAUCCUCCUCCUCUGCAUGGAGAACAAGCACAGCGCAGCAUUUCAUCAUGCGCUGUCUAUCUUCUGGCCGUCCUACCAAUCCGGCCCCCGGAUCACUAUCACGGUUGAAAACGAGUCCCUGAGGUCGCUCCCCGAAUCCUCGUCCUACCAGUUGGUCGUGUCCCCAGCCAACUGCUACGGCCGGCUCGAAGGGGCCUUUGACGAUGCAAUCUCGCGCGUCUUCUGCCUUCCCGACUAUCCCUACGACACGCUAACGGAUGCCGCGCAACGCGUUCUCUACGAUCGAUACAGAGGUUUCGCGCCCUCCGGCACAUGCACCCUCGUCCCGUUUCCGUAUGAACUGCACGGCAAGAACCCCUGGGGCUGUCAAUGGGUCGCGAUCUGUCCGACCAUGCGCACGCCGCAGAACGUCACCUGGGACCGGGAGAUCGUGUACAAGUGUGUCUGGAGCUUGCUGUGCGAGUUGGAGCGGUGGAAUCGGGAUGUACGAGAGGGGAAGGUGAAAGGAAAGCGCAUUAAUCGGAUUCUCAUGUCCCCCAUGGCGACUGGGUGUGGAGGCGUUAUUCCCGAGAAAUGGGCCGCGCAGCUGGUGCUGGCGAUGAAGCAUUUCGUGGACGCGCUGGAGAGACCUGAGCGGUGGAAGCAGAUGACCUGGGACAGUAUUUUCGAUGACGCGAAGGAGAUCGAGCAGAUCAAGAAUUUGGGUGCGCAGUAG
Molecule: messenger RNA, 738 nt
Organism: Aspergillus affinis
Lineage: Eukaryota; Fungi; Ascomycota; Eurotiomycetes; Eurotiales; Aspergillaceae
Exons: 1
Coding region: 1-738 (245 amino acids)
Source: RefSeq, a predicted model, not a curated record